CCGAAACGAUCCCAUCGAGAUCGCCGACGUGCCGACGUUCGCCAUCUCUUUCCCUCUAAUCAGCUCGUACUUCGCGGCUAAUUUUCAACUUAAGAAGUGAAAAACAACAAAAUCAAGCAAAUAAUUGAGUAAUUAGAGUCAAAUUGCAAUAAACCCAACUAAGCGACUACUGCUAGUAAAGUGAUUUAAAUAAUAUGCCGAUGAAGUGCCUAAGCUAAUAUCCGCAAAUGUUUUUAUUUGCCAAUCAGUAUCAGUGCCUGUGCUUCAAAAAUCAACAAAACCAACUGAAUCUACGUCGGACUUCUGUAUAAGAUCUAACAAAAUGGCCUCAACACCAAAAGCUAACGGCACCACAGCAAAGACAGCAACCAUAGCCGACGACUAUAUAACCGUUGUGGAAGUCGACGAUCCCACAUCCUCAUCCAAGGACAGCGAUCGUUUGAAGAAGCUAGUCAAGCGGCAGAGCUCCGUGGCCGAGGACUCGUCCUUCAUCACAGUUCUUACAAUAAACGAAAUGGAGCUGCUGCAGCAGCGCCGUCAGGAGGAGCAGUCCCAGGGGAAUCCUUUAACUGCGAUACCGAUCCAAAUGAACGAGGAUCAGGUGGAAGAUGUAACAGUAUUUCGCUUGCCGGGCGAGCGACUUGGCUUCGGGCUGAAGUUCCAGGGCGGCACCCGCAGCACAGAGCUCGUCCAGAAGCUGUACAUCCAGUCCUGUGCCGCCGACAGUCCCGCCUCCAAGGUGACCACCAGUUGGGGAAGCCUCCGCGAGGGCGAUGAGAUCGUCAGCAUUGAUGGGCGGGAUGUGACGGAGAUGACACGCAUCGACUGUGUGCGAGGCCUGAAGGACAAUGUGGCCAUACAGUUGGUAGUGCGUAAUGGACAUGGCCAGAAGCCGCCCAGCGAGGAGGACCCCCAGCAGUUGCAGCAGCUGGAGCAGCUCUCGAUCACCCUAAACGCCCAGCCGCCGCCACCGCCUCCAGUGCCGCCCAGGAAGCUGGUCAGGCGACAAAACUCCAAGGAGAACCAGGCCCAGCUGGUCAUCGAGAAGCCGCUGACUCCGCCGCCAGAUGCGGAGUACUACAUCAACCUCCUCACGGAAUCCAUCAAGGCGGGCUCCGAGUCAGACGACACCGCCAGCACCAUAUCCACAGUAAUUGACAAGUUCUCCAUGGGAUCGAACUACUCUUCCGACAGCAGUCUAAAUGGACACGAGCUGGCCAAGGUCCUGCAACCGUUCACCCUACUGGAGCAGGAGUUCCUACCCUUGGAGCAGCCUCUGGGGCAUCCAAAGUUACUUAUCCCCGGAAACAACUACGAGAAUGUCGAGUUCAAGACCGAGAAGGUGAACGUCUACGAGAAUGUCGUUCUGAAAAGUCCCGAGACGACGCCCACGCCGAAGCCACGAAUCCAACUGGCCACAGUAGAGGCUAAGAAACGAUCCAUCAUACCCAUGCCGCGGAAAAUACCUACUCCCACAAAGCUACCCAUCGAGGUGGCUCCGCCACGAGUUCCCCCAGUGGAGGAGCCCGUGACUCCGACUAACGAAAAGGAUGUUGCUCCCAAACUGGAUUCGCCAAAGACACCCACGAACGGAGUCCCCACGAAAGACUCGCCCGGAAGUGCCACAAAGAUACCAAAAGCCAACUUUUCAAGGGCCAAGACAGAGGGCGAGAUCAAGCUGCACUUGCAACCCGUGAAGCAGCUCUCGCCGCAGGUCAAGUCCCGCAUUCCCGUAGUCACAACUCCUGUCCAAGUCCAAAAGCCGGCGCCCAAGUCACCAUCACCUGGCCCGAAUGGCACCUCACCUGGCUCGAAUAUACCGCGGCUGCUGCAGAAGCAGAAAUCCGAGACGGAUCUCAAGUUGAGUCUUUACCGCAGCAAGUCCAAGGAGUCCAGUCCCAGGCCUCCUCUGCAAAGAGCCAACUCAGCCGAGGCUCCGGAAAGGACCUUCAUCCCUGUCCUGCUCAACGGUAGUGGCUCCAAGAACUCAAACUCCCUGGAGAGCCUGAGCUCAAAUUGCAGCAACAGCAGCAGCAGCAGUGGCCGAUCCCCCAAAGGACCUAAGCCCAAGCCACCAGAGCGGGUGCAGUCCCUGCAAAAGACCCAGAUACCCAAGCUACAGACACUGCCAACGACGCCACCACAACAGCAGCCCAAGCUCACCAUGCAGACCUUUAAGCAGAGUCCUCCGACGCCCAGGACUACGCCGGUGGGAACUCCAUCGCCCACAAGUAACCGGGAGAUUCGCUUCAAGAUUCAAACGUACGAGAGCAAGGAGCAGGACGAGGACAAGCUACCGAGCCUUUUCGACCUGGUCCACAGUCAGGACAAGGACAAGGAAAAUGACUCCCUUAAGAUGCACAACAAUAUCACGGCUCUCCUGGCAGCCGCCGCCGCCGAGGCUGCAGAUCUGUCCCGGGAAUCCCCACCACCCCUGGUGGUUGGCAAAUGCAUGAAGAUUGUGGACGACAACCAGAACACCACCUGCUACUCCAGUUCCAGUAGCGGGGAGGAGGAUGAAGACGACCUGGAUGCCGCCAACCGAGAGUACAUUUGCGAGGAUGGCGAGAAGCUGGGCCCGCCGGAGCUCAUCAAUGGCCCGGGGCCCUCGGAAGCCUACUUCAAUAUGUUCUGGCACUCGAAUAUGCUGCCCACUAUUGGAGAGGUGGAGGAGGAGUUCUCCUCCCUGGAGCCACAGUCCCUGACUAAUGGAAACCUCGUCAAAUCAGAGGAGCCGAAAAAGGUGGCCAAAAUGGAGGCUAGCGCUGGUGGACUGACCCAGCUGACUGACGAUAAGAUUUCUGACCAUGACGUCAACGAAUCGAGAGUGGAGAAACUCAACGAAACCACAACGAACCAGAGCCAGGAGAGCAACUCCUCCAGCAGCACUGUGAGGAGCCAGCGAACCACCACCACCACGCGGGUGACCACCACUAAGACCAGUUCCUCCUCCAGCUCGUCCUCGAGCAGCACAUCCACCCUAAUCCCGGACGUGGCCUUCAAGCUGCAGCCCUACGAGGAGCGGGAAGAUGGUGCGGCGGAGCCAAGCGCCAUCACCACGACCACCGUCCAUGAAGAGCGACGUGUACAGAGCGAGGAGCAGACCCUCAGCGAACUGAGGACCCGGGAUGCUGUGACCGGGAAGGAGCAGCUGGUGACCAGCGCCAACUCCAAGUCCAGCAGCGCCCGCUUCAAGAAGAUCAGCAGCAACGACAACCUGCUCGACCUAGGCGACGAGCAGGAGACGCAGGAGCAGCCGUUGACCGCCACGAUCACCCAGGAGUCGAGCCUGAGGGAGCGACUGGACUGUCCUCGGGAUAACCAGAGUAUCGAGCGCGGUACCCUGACCCUAUCCGAGCGGGGAAAGCAGCUGAGUGCCAGCGAGGGGCUCACCACCUACACGGAGUGCGAGACGAGCGAGAAGGAGUCCUAUUUAGAGGCCCAGCAGGUCCUCAACGGGUCUGAGUCCGCGGACGAUGCCCCGCCCACCUUGGAGCGAGAGCUGAGCGAAACCCUCACUGUGGUGAAGGAUGGCGAGAAACAGGUAACCAGGAAAGUGGAGCAGAGCAAGGACGUGGCCGGAAAGAAGGGCGCGAAGCUCCUUAAAAAAACCGACGAGGAGCGACGGCUCGAGCAGGAAGCCCAAAAGCUGAUCGAGAGUUACCAAAAGGUCAAGAAGGAGGCGGAAAAGCUGUACAAGCUGGAGCUGGCCGACGACGAGCAGGGCUUCGACCUCAGUGCCUUCGAGGAUGCAUCGGUGGAGUCUCAGGCUCCAGAGGAGGUAAAGGAAGCAACCAAAGGGGAAGCUCAGCUCCUGGAGGAAGUCCAGGAGACCAUUGUUCAGUUCCCAAACGAAGCUUCCAAAGAAGUUCAGGAGCAAGUUAAGGAGGAGGUUAGGGUCGUACACCAGGAAACCAAGGAAGAGGUUGAAGUCACCCAGAAAAAGGUCGAAAAUGGAGUCGAGCUCAUCCACCAAGAAGUCAAGGAAGAGCGGAAGGUCUCUCACCAGGAACUUAAAGAGCAGAUCAAGGUCCUCCCAAAAGAGUCUCUCCCAGAGGUUCAGACCCAAGUGGAGGUAGUCAAGGAGGAUGUCCAAGUUGUAGAGACCACCAGUCACAAAACCGAAACUCAAGAAUCAACCAACGAAGUCAAGGUCUCCAAACAAGAAGCUAUUGUCUCCCCGAAGGAAAAGGAUGCCCCAGCUCUGAUCUCUCCCAAAAUCGAGGUCCUCUCCCCAGCUGUGGAAGAAGAUCUGGGCUAUGUCCUGCACAAGCACAUUAUAGCACCCAAGGACAACGUGAAGAAGGCUCCAACACCUUUGCCAAAACCAAAGCCCAAGCCACCGGUGCCCACAAACAAACCAAAACUCACAGCUGGGGUGACCAAACCGAAGACAGCGCCGCCUCCAGUGCCCACCAAAAGAACCGAGGUGGCAGGAUCCGGCGGCAAGCCCACUCCCAGCCAGAGACGCAGCAGUCUGGAGAACUCCCAGCCACCCAAGCCUUUGGAGCGGAUAAUUGUGGGCGUGGAGCAGCAGCGGGAGGUGAAGGAGCAGUCUGGGAAGAGUGCGCAGCCAAUCAUUAACUUGGCCAGCGUCGACUUGCCAAAUGUGGCAUCCAGCCAAACCACCGUGGAAACGAGUGCCGUGGUUGAGUUGCCACCGGAUGAACUGGUGCAGCUGGAGAGUCACCAUCUGCCGGAUGACGGCAACCAAGGGGGGCCAAAGGAGUUGCACAAGGAAUCAAAUGGCCUGCUCAGCGGUUCAUCCUCCUCCUCGGUAGCCACACCAAUAUCCACGCCAACUCUGGUGUCGGCCACAUCAUCGAUGGACUCGGUGCAAAGUGUCAUCGAGGUCGUCAACGGCAGCCAUCAGACGACCGACGAGGAUGAUGAUGAUGACAAUGAUGAGAAUGCGGUUGCAGCCAGGGAUGAUGAAGUGCUUUUGCAGGCCGAAGGACCAAAGGAGGCCAUCCCCAUCGAGGAGGUGACAAUGUUGUCGCUCAACAGAGAAAAUGAAUCAGAUCUUGGAACCCUGAACAGCCACCAUAGCAACAAAAGCAACAUUGGUGCUACCAGCAACAUCAUCCCAACAGCAGCUAUAAUCCCAACAGCAACUAUAAUCAGCAGCAGCAACAAGAAGGCAGCUGAAGAGACGGCGGUUGCACCACAGAAUCGCAACAAAAUGGAGCUGCUGAGCAGCAGCACAGCAGUUGGAGUUACCACCACGACGACAGCCACGCACCACCUUCACCAGGCCACCACCACGAAACAGCUUCUGGUGCAGGACUACCUGAGCUACGCCUCCCCACCCACAUACUCCCGCCUACCGCCCGAUGGUCAUGAGUUUCCGCCCAACUUUAGUGAGCCACUGAUCAUGCACUCCAGCCACCCCCUCAAAGGCACCACCACCACAGCCACCGCCACAGCCCAGCUGAGCUUUGACAGCCAGCCGGGUAGUACGGCACCACCACUGCCCAAGACGGGUCCCCCGGCCACAGUUCCCCGUAAAGUGUACCGCCAGGAUCUGGUCAUAAAUGUGGAGGCGGCUCCUAGCCCGACCCAGACUACUACUGGUCGGGAUUACCAGAGAUCUCUGAGCGGUGGACCGCCAAGGAAGCCCAGCGAUUGGCGCAAGGAUGAGAAGUCGGAGAAAUCGGUGCGCGACAAGAUUGCCAUGUUCUCCUCAAACAACGAACUGGAUGCCAUACCACCAUCUCCGGCCACAGCUCCAGUGUCCUCGUUCUCGAGGAAACCCAUGAACCGAAGCAGCGAGAACCUACUGGACAGCUGCUCCUCCUCAGCAGCUCCAUCACUGAAAACCCGCGCCAUGAGCGUCGAGAACCUAAAUGAUGUCCAGCGGCAGUACCAGUUGGCCAAGCAGUUGCCCCAGUUGCAUGUUGCCGACUCGAUGUACUCUCUGAACACGGUUACGCCCCCUCAGAGCUACGCCUCCCUGCCCAGGAGGAGUCACGGAGGAUCCUAUUCGGCGUCGGGUGUGGAACGCAGAAUCAGUUUCUCCGGCGAGGGAGGAGAUGCGGCCCACCGCAAGGCAGCCAUUACAAAUAUCCUGGAGCAGCGCCGCAGGAGUUUGUCGAAACUGAGGGGUCUGGUGAUUCCCGAGAGGCCUCAGUUGCUGGAACCCAUCUUGGAUCUCCCGGAAAUCAAGAGCCAGGUCAAAGCAGCCAGCGGAGAGGACAGCACCGACAGUGGCUUGGGCGAGAGCCACCGCAGUAGCAGCAACUCCACCACCACAGCUGGCAACAGGAGCAACCAGUUGGGCUCUGGAAGCGGGUCGACCAGCAGCUAUCGCAGCAUCUUUUCCACAAGUCAGAGGCGUCCUCUGGAACAUCAGCUAUCCCAGCCGCCGGCCAAGCCACCAAGGACUUCGCUGACACCACUGCAUCCCAGGACAGCUACUUUGCCGCCACCACCGCCGCCGCUGGAUCAGGAGAGCGACACCGAUUCGGUGUUCUCCACCACAGCCCGGGUGGCCACUCCCCCAGAGAAGUUCGCCCUGACCAGGACCCUCAGCUCCGAGACGAACACCUCGAUAGCCAGCUCCAACACAUCCACUUUGACCUCGGGAUCCUCGGCAGGAUCACAGGCCAGCUGCAGCUCUUUGGGCAGCACGCCAGCAGUGGACCUGACCCGACGGGUGCUGAAGAACCAGGUGGGCAGUGGCGGGGAGCCUGUGGUGCUUUCCAGCCGUAAGAGCAUUCUCGCCUCGGCCAAGUGCCGCAGUGCCAAGAGCCGCGGCCAGGAGGAGGACAACGACAGCACCGACGGUGAGGCCUGCUCCUUGGCCAACCGCCGAAUGAAGCCCAUCUCCAGCUACAAGCUGCAGCAGCACCAGCAAAUCCAGCUGGGCAAGCAGCAACUGGUGGUGGAUAAGCUGAUCAAUGUGGCCGCCUAUGUGGAGCUCACAUCGGACACGGACGACAGCAGCCGGAGGUCAGACACGCCGGCCAAGAUCAGUGCCAUGUUCAUCGACGAGGAGCGCAAGGCCAGCUUCAAGGGCGAUCCCACCCAGCAGGCUAAGCUGAAGCCCGUGGAGCCCAUCAAGCCCCUACUGCCCCUGCAUGUUCCAUCCCCGAAGCGGGAGCUGCCCAAGCAGCAGACCACCGCGGAGCUGCGGGAGAAGUUCGAGCGAAGUGCCGCCGCUUCCCAAACCCACUCGCCGGUGAUCCACAAAAUUGCCCCGAAGCCUCAUCACGAGCGCUUCUCCUCCCUGGACUCCCUGGCCUCCAGCUCGUCCGGCGUCAGCUCCACUACCCAGAAUGUUAGCACCACCCAGGAAACGGCCACGGAAUUCGGCAGUUUCUCUUCACUUGGCAGCAACCAGAGUCUGAUCACCGCCCAGGAUGUCCAGCAGAUCGUGGAAGAAGCCGAUCCGCCACUGAAGACACCCGAGGCGUUCAUCAUUGUCCUGCAGAGGGAUACUCCCGAGAGCAGCAUCGGAAUCACCCUGGCCGGAGGAUCCGACUACGAGGCUAAGGAAAUUACGAUCCACAAAAUCCUGAGCAACACUCCGGCGGCCAAGGACGGACGCCUGAAGAAGGGAGACCGCAUUCUGGCCGUUAACGGCAUGAGCAUGCGAGGAUUGACGCAUCGCGAGUCCAUUAGUGUCCUUAAGACCCCCCGUCCGGAGGUGGUGCUAGUGGUUACCCGUUCCGAGUCCCUGGUUGUAAAGUCCCUGACCAAGAAGCGUUCCUCUCUGGGAUCGCUCAGUUCCCUUAACGAGAAGCCCACAGAAUUGGACUACGAACGCAAACGAAACUACCACAAGGCCUCCAGAUCCCUGGACCUGGAUCUGGACAUAGUCUCCAACGAAGCGGGCGAGUCCCCAGUGGCCACCACACCCAGCACAGGAUCCGUAAGCCCACAGCAGCCAGCCAGCCUAAGGGAUGAGGAUACGGAGGCAACGAUUGCAGGAAUCCGGGCCAGGAGGCAGUUGUCCCGGGGAGAUGCUGCCAAGCUGAGCACUAGCGAGUUGCUGGAGCGGGCGGCGGAGGCGAGGAAUGCCAUUGCCGCGGAAAUACGGGCACAAGCUGAAGAUGCGGUGGCCAAUGGAGGAGGUUCCCGGUGCGUGGAAAUUGUCAAGGACAGCUGUGGCCUGGGCUUCUCCAUUGAAGGCGGUUUCGACUCGCCACUGGGUAACCGUCCCCUUAUUGUCAAAAAGGUGUUCAUGGGUGGUGCCGCUCAAAAGACCAACCAGGUGCGCAACGGUGACGAAAUCUUGAGCAUUAAUGGUGCCUCCACCUCCCGAAUGACCCGAGUGGAUGCCUGGAACUACAUGAAGCAACUGCCACUGGGCCCGGUCAAGAUUUGUUUUGCUUAAAAGCUAAAGGACAAUCGACGAUGAAGACAAAGCCAACGAAGGGGAAGAAUGCGCCACAAUUUUUGUUAGAAUUAAGCCAACUACUUGGUCUAGCCCCUAAUCCGGUCCAAGGUCCAACCUUGGGGGUCUUGCCAAUCCGAUGGAUCGAGAAGCGAUUGCGAGCGAUUGUUUUGCAUUUAAACGAACCUUUAACUGUAUGCCUAAUUGAUAGAUAUUUAAUUUAAAGUGCAAUUGUUUAAACUCUUACAACAACGUUUUGAUGCCCAUCAUAUACAUACAUACACUAUAAUUGAUCGAUGAUUGUACAUAUAACUAAUCGAGACUAAUUUACGUAUUUAAACUUUUACAAAAAUUAAGGGCCGCCCUCGUGGCAGUGCUAUUUCCUUAUACACACAACUUAUUAAUCCACAAAAUAAUAUGAAAAGUAAAAAAACACAAUUAUAUUUUAUGCCAUAAAUUAUACGGGAACGUUAUACAUGUAU
This is a messenger RNA of Drosophila bipectinata, 8820 nucleotides long. RefSeq names its product big bang (gene bbg). NCBI's taxonomy places the organism in Eukaryota, Metazoa, Arthropoda, Insecta, Diptera, Drosophilidae. The record is from RefSeq and is a predicted model, not a curated record. Gene Ontology annotation, molecular function: protein binding.